This is a messenger RNA of Podarcis raffonei (Aeolian wall lizard), 2954 nucleotides long. It is a transcript of the gene ATG4D, whose product is annotated as autophagy related 4D cysteine peptidase. NCBI's taxonomy places the organism in Eukaryota, Metazoa, Chordata, Lepidosauria, Squamata, Lacertidae. Gene Ontology annotation, molecular function: protein-phosphatidylethanolamide deconjugating activity. The transcript has 11 exons. The record is from RefSeq and is a predicted model, not a curated record. The coding region runs from base 232 to 1716 and encodes 494 amino acids.
CGGGUGCUUCUCAGCUGCUUCCGGGGAUCUAAGAUGGCGGUGGCGCUGUCGCUGCCGCUCGCGGCGGAAGGGUCUCCCCAAGUCAUGGCGGACUGAACGGCGGCGGCUCGCCCCGGGGAAACGGGCUACCUCGUCCCAUGCCCACCCAGUUCUGCUUCCCUGGCGAGGCACAUGGAAGUUUCAUCCCAACCCCCCACAGAAGACGCAGCCUGCACUGGUCCCAGUUGUUAAAUGAAUUCCGUGUCACCCACCUCAGUGCAGUACUUAAGCCAGGAUGAGCUGCGCCACUCAGACGGAAGGCAACUCUUUAAUCCCAGGUCCAGCAGUCAAGGGGGGAACUACCCAGGGCUCUUCCCCGGAGGGGGUGCCGCACGCAGCCAACAUAACGAGCCUGACGAAGUGGACAAGAUCAAAAGCAAGCUCUUCUCUGUCUGGAACAAUGUGAAAUAUGGUUGGACGGUCAAGACCAAAACUAAUUUCAGCAAGCUUUCCCCAGUCUACCUCUUUGGACACAUCUACCGCUUUGAACGUGAAGAGGAUGUGGAGUGCUUUCAGAAGGACUUUGCCUCACGCAUCUGGCUAACCUACCGACGGGAAUUUCAGCAGUUAGAAGGCACUAUGUGGACCACGGACUGUGGCUGGGGCUGCAUGCUGCGCAGUGGUCAGAUGCUGCUGGCUCAGGGUCUCGUCGUCCAUUUCCUUGGCAGAGAUUGGACCUGGUCAGAUGCCCUUUAUACCCCCAGUUUGGCGGAGAUGGAGCCCAUGAAAGCCACCCCUCUGCCCUGCCCCAGCACAGCUAACCUGCGCCAGGUCCCAUCUAUCCCUACUGACAGGAGCAGGGGACCCUGGGAGCUGCAGGCCCCUAGGCGCACCUGCAGUCCUGAUGAACUGGAAAAGGAGCGUUACCACCAGAAGAUUAUCUCAUGGUUUGCUGACCGGCCGCAAGCACCCUUUGGAAUUCACCGUUUGGUUGAACUGGGGCACAGUUCAGGGAAGAAAGCAGGGGACUGGUAUGGGCCUUCUAUUGUAGCCCACAUAAUCAGGAAAGCAGUAGAUUGCUGUUCGGAAGCAGGCAACCUGGCGGUGUACGUGUCUCAGGACUGCACAGUGUACAAAGAUGAUGUGGCAAACCUGGCCAAUAGAAGCAAAGACAGGACUGCGUGGGACCCUGGCGCCGAAUGGAAAGCAGUCAUCAUCCUGGUGCCCAUGCGGCUAGGGGGAGAGACGUUUAACCCCGCCUACGUGGACUGUGUUAAGGAACUUCUGAGGCUGGAUUUCUGUAUUGGGAUCAUUGGAGGAAAACCAAGGCAUUCCCUGUACUUCGUUGGAUAUCAAGAUGACACACUUCUGUUCCUGGACCCGCAUUAUUGCCAGCUCUUUGUGGACACCACUAAGGAGAAUUUCCCCCUGGAGUCCUUCCACUGCAACUCACCCCGGAAAACAGCCUUCAGCAAGGUGGAUCCCAGCUGCACCAUUGGCUUCUACGUCAGCCACAGAAGAGAGUUUGAGAGCCUGUGCGUGGAAUUGACACAGGUCCUCAAUUCUGCGGCUGCCAAAGAGAAAUACCCCAUGUUCUCCAUUGUAGAUGGCUGCGCUCAGGACUAUGGUUUAGAAGAACUCUGUUCCCGAUUCUCCCAGCAAACGGUGCAAGGGCAGCGGCCCAGCAAGAGGGGCAGGGCGAAAAAGGCAACCACAGAGGAUUUUGUCGUCUUAUGAUCGCUGGCGAGGCAGCCCCAACACCACUGACAUAUUUAUUUUUAUUUAUGUAGAUGCCUACGGCAGCCCUCUCCCUUUUUGAUCCAGGAGAGUGGGAGAGUCCCUGUGUCACUCUUGCAGUGACUUGUCUUCUGCUACUCCAGCCUGUAGCAGUCAGGUAGCACUCCAUGUCAGAGGCUGCAAUUGAAAUGUCUUGUGGGGGUUACCAAACUCCUCAAUCGUUAGGAUGCUGCUAAAAGGAAGUCAAGACACUGGAAUAACCCGCAGAACAUGGGCAAGCGAUAUUGAGCACUGAAAUGACUGUACAAUGGCGAGAGCCAAGGCAGUUCACAGUGAGGAGAGGGAAACCUUUAGCAAGGUAGUUCUGGGUUGAUUUUCUAAAAGUAGGUUUCUGUCUCUUCGACUGAGAGUUCAAGGCAACUUCAUUAACUACACAGAGAACUCAGUCCUGAACUCAGGGCCAGGCUAUUAACCUCUGCAUUAUUGUGCUCAAGUUGAGGUUCUUUGCUACUCUGCUUGUGUGGUUGCUUCUCCCCAUCAAUUUGUUUCAGUGCACUCCAUAGGCCCAUAAAAGAAGAGGGAGGGGCACAGCUUGUCUUGUCUAUUUUUUAAUUGAGGUGUACGUAUAGAGACAAAUCUGUAUUCACUUAAAUUGAGGGAUGAAGACUUUACAAGCUAGAGGUUGUUCACUGGUUAACAGGUGGCUGGGGAAGAACAAAAGAGGCACAAGGCCUGUUUGGUUAAUGAUGUAUUGGGUGGGCUUGAAUAAUUAGUAUUAUGACAUGGUUUCAAAGUGUAGAGGAAGGUCUCCCUUUGGAAGGAGGCUAAGGAGGAGUGGAGGGGACAGUUCAGGUUAGUAUCGGGGGAGAAUAGGAUUCCCUACAGAGAUGCAUCCCUGGGAUAGAUAGAGCCUUGCAUAUUGGUUGAGAGAUCCGUGGCAAAAGGGUAUUAAACAACCACCUGUAUACUUUACCCUGGAGACAGUUGCUUGAAUUCUCUUUCCCCUCCCUGCACUUCCUCCUGCCUUAUCAGUCUUUCUUCAGCAGCUGCUAAAGCAAAGGUUAGACUGACAACUCUCAGAAGUGGGCUUGGGUGCUCUUCUGCUUUUCUUAACUCAGGUGUGUUUGUGGUCAGCCAGGUUUGCUGUGUGGAUGUCUCUGCUGGCAACCCAGACUCCCCCCUUCAGAGGCAACACUCCUCCUUCCAGAUCUGUUUGAUCAAUAAAAGCUCUGCUCCAA